AUGACUACCCUCAAUCUCAAGCUCGGCCAGACGGUCGAGACUUCUGGCGGUGUAGACGGCAUCGUCCGCUACCUAGGCCCCAUUCACGUCUCAGAGGGGCGAUUUGUGGGAAUAGAACUCCCAACUGCUGAUGGCAAGAACGAUGGCUCCGUACGCGGAGAGCGCUACUUCACUUGCGCACCUCUCCACGGGCUGUUCAUCCGCGACACUAGCAUUGUCAGCAUCCUCUCUGAGGCAGCCCCCGCACCGGCUCCUCCUACUCCACGAGCGGUCUCCAAAACAAAGGCACCACCCACCACACCCAGAGCCCGCCCAUCAAGCGUGGUUGCCCCUAAGCCUACAACCACUACAAGGACAACCACAUUGAGCAAGCGGCAGUCAGUCGCAGCUCCCUCAACAUCACAACCGCCUUCGCGUGGCCCAGUCCGCAAGGCCAGCGUGGCGAAACCUUCUCGUCCCGAACCCUCUCGUCCUACACCAUCAACCUCAAGACCGAGUCUUGCAUCUUCAGUCACAAGCAAUGCUGGCAAAGCAAGUCGGGAUAACAACGUCGACAAUCUGCACACCAAGAUUAGGCAUCUCGAGAAGCAACACGCGGAAGACCAAGAGCGCCUGAGAGAGUAUGCUCAGGUUCGCGACGAGAAAGAGCGCUACAGCGGCAUCAUCCAGCGGCUCCAGAACAAGUGUCAAGCUCAAUAUACCGAGAUUCAAGAAUUGAAAGACCGUGUCAACACACUUCAAUUGGAACAACAGGCUCUCAACAGAUCACACCAGGACCACGAGGUGGACUUAGAGGAUGCCUUGGUGGACAAGGAGAUGGCCGAGGAGAGGGCGGAUCAAGCCGAGGCAGAGAUCGAGUCGUUGCGCAAGCGCCUGGAAGAGCAGACGCUGGAGCUGGACAUUCUUCGCGAUGAGGCCGACCUCUUCACAACAGAAAUGUCAGAGGAUCAGAAGCAAGAGGCUGGAUACUACCGUCUCCAGCACGAGAAUGAUCGCAUGCGACAGGCGUUGAUCACUCUGAAGGAGAUGACAGAGGAGCGGGAACAAGACUUCAAGGCACACAUUCUCGGGCUCGAGGGCGACGUCGCACAGCUUGAGUACUACCGACAAGACAACGCCAAUCUACAAGAACGUCUCUCUGUAUCCGAAAACCUUGUGGACCACCUCAAACAACAGUUAGACGCCGCCAAUGAAUGGGAGGAGAUGGUCGAGGAGUUGACCCAACAAAACCAGAAUCUCCAAGAUAGAAUCGCGGAGCAGGAUCUGGUCGUACAAGAUCUUGAGAACCUACGGGAACUCAACGACGAGCUAGAAGCUCAACACCUUGAGCAAGAAGAGGACAUGCUUGCAGAGCUUGACGCUAAGAACAACGAGCUCGCUGAGCAAGUACGCCAGAUUACCGAACAGACCCACAUCAUCGCCGACCAAGAGUCUCUGAUCUCCAAAUUCCGAGACCUCGUCAUGGACCUACAAACCAAAAUGGCCGACGCUGAGUCUUCCAAGACUAUGACGGAAGCCCAAGUCAAGGAUACCACCGGUCGCUUCAACGAAGUGAUGGACCUUAACCGCCAACUUCGUGCAGCCACUGUGUUGUCGACCACACGAGAGAUUGAGUCUUCGCUGGUAUCGCUCAAGGCAGAUCAGCUUGCUGAAAAGCUCGAGAUUUGGAACGAGACAGAGUCCAAGGAGUUCACUCGAAGCGAGUCUCUCCAAGCCUACCUCGCAACAGAAAGGAUCGCUGGGAAAUCCAAGCUGCUUGUCAAUGUGUUGAGGAGCACCUGUCGUCACAUGAGCAAUGGCGGUCGAUUGGACGAUGCUGUCUCCAGACUCGUCUGUGAAGAGUCCAUUGUUCACCUGGAGGUCCUCAAAGACGGAAGCAACCGUCUUUGGUCUGCCAUUCGUGGCUUAUCACUUCCCGAAUUCGCCAAUUUUGGCCCGACGUACCAAGAAUUGAUCUCGGUAGAGCAGGUUCUUGAUCAAGGCCUCAACGCUCUCAAAGCAGACACACUCAACUUUGAAGAAUUUGCUGGAUCCUUGGAGCGAUCGACCAAGACACAUGAAGCAAUUCUGUCAAGCCACCAAGAGGUCCUUGCUGCACGACCAGAGGGAGAAUUCCUCUCCAUAGCGACUUCGCUCCACGCGAGGAUAAACUACAUCCUCUACAUUUACGAUCUGGCACACUUCGUCCUAGAGAAAGUGCCCGAGAGCAUACGCGAAGAGUGCGCAAAGAUGCUCAUUCAUUUCAACGAGCCAGUCGAUACUUUGCAGGCUACAUCCACGGCUGCGGCCAGGUUGCAACGGACUCUGAAGGCUCUGGUUCAGGAUCAUAUGUAUCCGGAACGACCAUCUGAUUUCGAGGACGCUUUCAGAUACGACGAAAAGCUGGCAUCGGCUGCUGGAACCCUUGCCGCUUUCGUUCGCAGUCUGAUCGAGGAGGUUGCGAAGUGCACUAGCCUAUCCGACACCGAGCUAAUCCCUGCUCUUGAGCUCCGCGCGAUCAAAGACAACAUCGAUAGACUCGAUGACGAUCAGAAUUAUGCUUUCAUGUUUGCCCACCUGAACACCAUCACUUAUCAUCUGAAUUCCUGGGCCGACCAAACCGGCAUACUAUCAAAAGCCAUCGAGAUCGAGCACGGACCUACGCCCUGGGCUCAGAAGGCGAAGGAGGUUGAGGCGGGACGGAAGAAGGAUGACGAGGCUGUGCGCCAGUUACAAACUCUUACCGUCGAGCAUCGUGCCACCGUUUUGAAGAUUCACGAGCGAGAGCAAGUCAUCGCCACCAAAGAACUGGAGAUUGAGCACUUGAUGGCCAAGAUCAAGGACGCUACCAGUAAGACCGAAGGUCUCGAGGCUCUCCAAGAAGAGCUCACGACACGUCAUGAUAAGAUCAUGGAUCUUCAGGCUCUGAAUCGAUCCCAGAUGAUGGAGAUUGAGGUUUUGAGAGAGCGCCUGGCCAAUGCCGACGAGCAUGCGCAAAACGACGCAGGACACGCCAUGGAAACCAUUGCCGCUCCAGUCGAGCAACCUCGGGAAGAGGAUGACCCGUUCGCUCAUCCUAGCAAGCUCAGGACUAUGCUCGAAGCCCUCGACAAUGAGAACCAUUGGCUGCGCAAGCGCGAAAACAGCUGGGCAUUCAAAUGGAACGUGCGCCAGACGUUGAUCAGUCUGGACACCUACAAGCAUGUCGAAAAGAAUUGGAGGAAAUUCUAUGAGAGACUUUACCUCGAUGACGAUGAUGAAUUCAUCGUUUUUGAGCCGCCAAGCCCAGUGCUCGAGGAGAACCCAACAUAUCAAAUCUCGAACGCACAUGGUACUGGCCGACCUAAGAUGUCGGCUAUCGAACUCAGUGGCAUCAGCCUAGGCUGGGAGGAGCGCGCACACAGUCAUAAGGUGGCUUUGGAGCAAGCCGAGGAGGACUUCGUCCACCUGUCUAUGCUCUCCGAUGAUUACGACGACUUGUCCUUCAUUGCGGUAUAA
This is a messenger RNA of Alternaria arbusti, 3477 nucleotides long. RefSeq lists its product as uncharacterized. The record is from RefSeq and is a predicted model, not a curated record. The transcript is spliced from 2 exons. The coding region runs from base 1 to 3477 and encodes 1158 amino acids. NCBI's taxonomy places the organism in Eukaryota, Fungi, Ascomycota, Dothideomycetes, Pleosporales, Pleosporaceae.